AUGGCACGAUUUCAAAGAAAAACAUGCAUCACUCUGAUUGGUUUCAUCUUGUUUAUAUUUGGGAUCAUGGUGGUUUUGAAGACACUUAGGCCCGAAGGUGCAGGGUUUGAGAGCCCCUUUGGACUAGGACUUUUUCCAGAGCUGCAAAGGGCAGAAAGUGGUGACAAUCCACCAAACCAUCAAAAAGGUAUUGCAGAUAGCAAGCCUGCUGUGGAUCAACUAAAAAAAGGCAGCACAAAGAGCACCAUGACCUUGGCAGCCAAACUGGAAGAAUUCCCUGUACCUAAUUACAACUUGCAUGUAUUUUACUACAGUUGGUAUGGUAGUCCACAGUUUGAUGGUAAGUAUAUUCAUUGGGACCACCCAAUCUUGCCCCACUGGGACCCCAAAGUUGCAAGCAAUUUCCCUAAAGGAAAGCACAGCCCACCAGACGAUGUUGGGUCCAAUUUCUAUCCAGGAUUGGGUGCCUACAGUUCCAGAGACCCCACCGUCAUUGAGGCACACAUGCAGCAACUCCGAACAGCAGCCAUUGGUGUGUUGGCCCUGUCCUGGUACCCACCUGGCAUGAAAGAAGACAAUGGCGAGCCCACAGAUGGCCUGGUACCAGCUAUAAUGGAUAUUGCACAUAAAUAUCAAGUGAAGGUCACCUUCCACAUUGAGCCAUACAAAGGUCGGGAUGAUCUCAGCAUGUAUAACAGCGUUAAGUAUAUUGUAGACAAGUAUGGGGACCACCCUGCUUUCUAUAGGUACAAAACCAGCAAUGGGAAACACCUCCCUCUCUUCUAUGUCUAUGAUUCCUACCUAACCAGUCCAGAAAUGUGGACUCGUCUCUUAAAGGAAUCUGGACAUCACAGCAUCAGGAACACUGCAUAUGAUGGUAUUUUCAUUGGUCUUCUGGUAGAGGAGAAGCAGAAGAAUGAAAUAUUAACAGCAGGAUUUGAUGGACUGUACACAUACUUUGCCACAAAUGGCUUUUCCUUUGGCUCAUCUCAUCGCAACUGGAAAUCCAUCAAAGGCUUUUGCGACAGCAACAACUUGAUGUUUAUACCCAGCGUGGGGCCAGGCUACAUUGAUACCAGCAUCCGACCCUGGAACCUCCACAACACCAGAAACCGCAUCAACGGUAAAUACUACGAGACUGCACUAAGUGCUGCUUUGGAGGUACGGACAGAUAUCGUUUCUAUAACUUCUUUUAAUGAGUGGCAUGAGGGAACUCAGAUUGAGAAGGCUAUCCCCAAGAUAGCUGGCCAGACAACAUAUCAGGACUACCUUCCUCACAAGGCAGACAUCUACCUAGAGAUCACCCGCAAAUGGGCAGAAAAAUUCCAAAAGGAGAGAGAAAAAUGGCUUGUGUAAACAUGGAUCAGCAGUUUGAAUUCCAAAAAUACUUUAUGGCCUAAAUUAGGAAAGAGAAAAAGGUGCACUGUGAUGAAUAAUUUAUUUCCAUUGAUGUAAUUGAUGGUGUAUACAGUACACCAUGCUACUAGUAGGCACAGGACUAGUAAAUAUAGAACAGCUUGGAUAGGACAUUUGUUGCCCAUUUUUCCUCCACUUUAUUAAACAUCUUUGCAUCACUGGCUAUGUUUACGUGGUGUUAUUAGAAAACCACUAGUGUUGCUGUAUUUUCACACUGACUUUCUCAUGAAAUUGAAUCAUGAAUUCUCUACUUGACAAAAAUCCAUAUUGGUGUGGCUUGCAUGCCUUGCCCGCAGUCCUGCUGAAUUCGUAGAACAUGGGUAGUAUUUUGAGGAAACCACUACAUAUUACUUGUUCAAUAUAAUAUAUUCAUUAUAUUUGAGGUGGAGAAACACAUCUCUUGGGUAAAAAGGGCAACACAUACACCACUUGAAUGCAAUAAUAAUCUUGUUUCUUUGUUGGCUGGUAGUGUUGCCUAUACAGUAUGUAAAAUAAAACCACUAUGUGAACAGGCUGUAAAACGUUAGGUUACUUACCGUAACCCUAGUUUCCUGAAAGAGAACACUACCACCCACCAAUACUUUUGGGAUAUGCCUGCCUUAGGUAGGUAUUCGCUAAGCAUUUGAUGUCAUAGCUGCCGAUAGGCCCCUGCGUGGAGUGACGUCCUUGGUUCCGCCUGCCGAGAGAAUAAAUAGUCGCUCCGCGGAGCCCACCAAUAUUUGGUGGUUGCCUUCUCUUUCAGGGAAACAGGGUUAUGAUAAGUAACCUAACAUUCCCUUUCAAUUCGAAGACGACCACCAACCAAUACUUUUGGAAAAAGUAUACCAAAGCUGUCGCAAGGGAGUGUGAGCGGACAGCAUACGAGGGACAACUUGCUACCGCCAACUAGUGUUGGUGGUGUGCGCAUGCAACCUCGAGGAUCCUUGUGCCUAAUGAAGGCAUAGAGGGAUCUACCACAUUGAUUUGGUAGAACCUGGAGAAUGUAUCCGGAGUAGCCCAGCUAGCCGCAGUACAAAUGUCCGUCAAUCAUGCACCUCGAAAGAGCACCCAUGACGUGGCCACACCUCUGGUAGAGUGCGCCACCACCCUCCCAGAUGGGGGUAGGCUGGCAUCAUUAUACGCAGUCGAUACUGUGUCCAAAAUUCAGUGGACCAGUCGCUGCUUCACGAGGGCUUGAACCAGUGUCCUUUCAACAUAGCAAACAAAGAGCUGGUCAGACUGAUGCAGCGCUUUCGUCCUAUCCACAGAACCUCUCAAUGCCCUCACUGGGCAGAGGGAAUUUAGUUUCUUAUCCUCCUCCGAAUCAAAGGGAGGGGGAUGGAAGGCCUCUAGUUCCACUGGAUUGGUUCAAGUGGAAAGCGGUAAUCACCUUAGGUAGGAAUGCAGGGUAACCCUGGGGACCAAAGUGGCUGUGCACCACUUCUGAAAAUACCUCAAUUUGUAAGCAUAUAGUGCUCUUGUGGAGGAAACCCUAGCAGUGUACUAAUGACAGCAUCUGAGAGUCCUAAGGUGGACAGACGGUCCCAUUCAGGGGCCAGACCCACAGCUGGAGUCUGCCCGGUUCUGGAUGCCAGAGGGUGCCUUGCGCCUUACUGAGGAGAUCCAUGCACAGCGGGAUGUCCCAGGACUGGCCCUGUAGCCCAGGUUGGAUGCGUCUGUCGUCACCACUUGACGGCUGUGUAUUACUCCCAUCACUACACCUUCGCGCAGGUGGGAGGUUUGUCUUCACCAGCGUAGGGCUUUCCAGCAUGAGCGAGGCACAGUCAGUCGACACAAAUGCGUCGGUGACACAAGUGAAGCAGACACUCAAAAUGGAGCUGCUGAUUCCACGAGAGCAGCAAGCCGGCUCUUGGCAUUAAUGCAAGGGAAUUACAGUUGACUCAGAUGACCUUUUUCAAAAACACACUUGGGUUAGUGUUACACAGAAGCGUACCUUACCGUAGGUGAGAGGCAAAAGAGGAAGUGGGCUCCGCGAAGCGACUAUUUAUUCCCUCAGCAGGCGGGACCGAGGACGUCAUUCCACGGAGGGGCCUGUCGGCAGCUCUGACAUAAAAUGCUCAGCGAAUACCUACCUAAGGCAGGCAUAUCCCAAAAGUAGUCGGUGGUCGUAUUCGAAUUAAAAGGGAACUGUAUAAGCCGGGUAACUGUAAACUAGGGCCAUUGUUUAAACCAGUGCUGCCCAAUAUAAAAUGUAUGAGCCUUUUGACUGUAAAAUAGGGUCAUUGUUUAAGCCAGUGCUGACCAGUAUAACACUUACUGAGCUUCCCGUAUGACUCUUGAUUUAGAAGUGGAGUAUCCAGUUCAGGUUUCCUAAUAAGUUUAGGGGAAAGCAUACUGUUGUAAUGAACUUGUAUAUACUGUAUGUACUAAAAUCUAUGUAAUGAUUUUCUAACCAAAACCACUAAAAUGUUAAUGUUUUGUUUUUAUUGAAUUUUGGUACACAGCUGUUUUCAAUGAUUCUUUCCAUUGCAGUUGUUGUCCCACAUGAAAAUGAACUGUUUCAGUGCAUUAACCUCUGUACAUAUCAAUGGUACAGAUUUUAAUCCCAUAUCCACUAGAAUUACAAACCAUCUGGUAAGUCAUUUCCCUUACAUUUUGCCCCUGGGGAUUCGUGCUUUCUGUUUAUACAAAAUAUAAACUUUAAACAUCCCUACAUGAACUGAAUAACAAUCAAUUAUUAUGCAGUGACUAACUAUAAAACCGGAUGUAUUGCAAUCUCUGAAAUGUACAUGUUUUGUGAAGUAGAAGCGUGCUGCUGUAUUUGUGAUACUACUCUGCUGCCUUUGGUUUGUUUUAUCUUUUUCUAGGUUACACUGGAUUUAUGUUGCUGAUUUGACAUAGAGGAGGGUUAUUUAAAGUGUGUCUUUUAUAGAAUACAAUUAUAUGUGUGGCAUUUAUUUUAUUUUAUUAUUUUUUUUAUUUAUUUUUUUUACAAACACUAGGCUUUAUCAUUAAAUACAGGAGAUGAUACAUUAAUAUUUUGUUUCUGAAGUGAGACCUGAACACCACUUUUUAUGCUUAUACCAAUUCCUAGAAAUGUUAAUAAUUAACAAGUAAACAUCUUGUGAUCUUUAAAAUCUGCAGACUAUUUUUUGUAAAGUACAUAUAAAAUUAAGACUACCUGCAAUUCAUUGUUUUCUGUGUUAAAAGCACUGCAUUUAUUUGAAGCAUGAGCCAUCAAAACACCUGCAGAAAAAUGUACUUUAAUUAAAUGUAUUACUAAAUUUAAAAUAAACAGGCUGCUCUUCACA
Messenger RNA from Acipenser ruthenus (sterlet), 4667 nucleotides. RefSeq names its product glycoprotein endo-alpha-1,2-mannosidase-like. Gene Ontology annotation, molecular function: alpha-mannosidase activity. NCBI's taxonomy places the organism in Eukaryota, Metazoa, Chordata, Actinopteri, Acipenseriformes, Acipenseridae. Gene Ontology annotation, cellular component: Golgi apparatus. The transcript has 4 exons. Bases 1 to 1356 code for a protein of 451 amino acids. The record is from RefSeq and is a predicted model, not a curated record.